AUGUCGGCCCCGAUCUCAAUCACACCGUUGUCUCCGCCCGAAUCUGUGGCGGGACCAUCAUCUGGACGCAGUCGAGGAAGUGGGAGCAAGACCGUAGCAGUGCUGGGAGCGAGUUAUGGGGGUGCUCGAGCGGCCAAGCUGCUCAGUCAGGGUUUACCAGAAGGCUGGAGACUGGUCGUGAUUGACCGUAAUAGUCAUAUGAACCACGUCUAUGUCUUCCCCCGCUUCACCGUCAUCCCCACACACGCCCCCAAAGCCUACAUCCCCUACGUCAACCACCUGGAGCGCGAGCAUCCCGGCUCCGCCUCGUCCAAAACACCCCUCACUCCUCCUUCGACACCACCGCCCACAUCCGGCUCUCUCCCCUUCACUCGGAAAGAGAUGCACGACCCCCACACCUGGGUACAAGGGAUGAUCACCUCCCUCACUCCCCGCUCCGUCACUUUCCGCCGUAUCCCGUCCGCCCCUACUCGGCGCGGAUCAGGCUCCGAGUCUGGCUCAAUCACAGCCUCAGCGUCAUCGGCAGCUUGGAACGAGUUCACCUCAUUUGAGGGAGAAGAAGAGACAAUACAGUUCGACUAUGCGCUUUAUGCCCUCGGCGCGGGUCUACCGGAUCCGGUCAAUGUGUGGAAGCCGGCGUAUGGAGCGGACUCGCCUGGGGACUUUGAGCUGAGUCCGGGGAGUAAGCGGUGCGGUGUCAGAUUCAUGGAGAAGCAGGCCGCACAGAUGGAGAUGGCAAAGAGGAUAUUGAUUGUUGGAGCGGGAGCAUUGGGUAUACAAUACGCCACAGAUCUCAAGGAGAUAUAUCCAGAGAAAGACAUCACACUUCUGCAUUCCCGACUUCGUCUCAUGUCUCUCUACCCUAUUGAGAUGCACGUCGCCAUCGUCGAGAACCUGGAAAAACUCGGCAUCCACGUCGUCCUCGGCGAACGAGUUGUCACCUGGCCCGACAAUCCCGGCUGUGUCGACGGCGAAGAAAAGCACGUAACAACCGACAAGGGUCGGGACUUCAAAGCCGACCUCGUCCUCGUCUGUACCGGCCAAAAACCACACGUAUCCCUCAUGGCCGCCAUGUCACCCUCCUCCAUUUCACCCCUGACGAACCGGAUCCGCGUCCUGCCGACCAUGCAAAUAUCGCCGGGACCCAUCCGGCCUGCCGUCACCCGGGCAAAUACGGUCGAGCGGCUCGGAGCGCUCAGUCUGCAUGCCCUCCCAACGCCCCCUUCGUCCGCUUCGUCCAUUGAGGAUCUGGAUCGUAAAGCAUCUGGCGGACAAGAAGGGGAGGCAGAACAUCCGGAUAUGAGCCAUUUCUUCGCGGUGGGCGAUUGUGCAGAGACGGGGGCGAUUCAGGCGGGACAUACGGCGUAUUGGCAGGCUGAAGUGGCGGCACGGAAUAUCCUCCGGAUGAUCAGGGCAGACGAGGAGGAUAAGGAGGUUGAGGAGUUGGAAGAGUAUAAGGUGUCGGUGCCGUCUAUCAAGGUUACGCUGGGAAUGAAAACAGCUGUCGUUGCGAAUGCGGAAGGAGUGCAGGUGAAGCAUGAUGGCGUGGAGGAUCUGCAGGCUCUGAUCAUGUGGCCUGGGUUCCAAGCAGAUCACAUGGACGUGCAUGCUUGA
Dioszegia hungarica is the source of this 1614-nucleotide messenger RNA. Its product is annotated as putative oxidoreductase. The transcript is spliced from 6 exons. Gene Ontology annotation, cellular component: cytoplasm. The record is from RefSeq and is a predicted model, not a curated record. Lineage: Eukaryota; Fungi; Basidiomycota; Tremellomycetes; Tremellales; Bulleribasidiaceae. Bases 1 to 1614 code for a protein of 537 amino acids. Gene Ontology annotation, molecular function: flavin adenine dinucleotide binding; electron-transferring-flavoprotein dehydrogenase activity.